Molecule: messenger RNA, 4450 nt
Organism: Ochotona curzoniae (black-lipped pika)
Lineage: Eukaryota; Metazoa; Chordata; Mammalia; Lagomorpha; Ochotonidae
Product: sarcolemmal membrane-associated protein
Exons: 23
Coding region: 106-2574 (822 amino acids)
Biological process (GO): single fertilization; regulation of voltage-gated sodium channel activity; acrosome assembly
Cellular component (GO): acrosomal membrane
Molecular function (GO): protein binding
Source: RefSeq, a predicted model, not a curated record
AAGGUGGGGCAUAGGCAGGGGGAGUCUACGUUGGUGAAGGACAGUGCAGAUCUGGAGGAACUCCUCGUUGUCCCUGGUAGGAGAGGCACCCCCAGGCUGUCCUCGAUGCCGUCAGCUUUGGCCAUCUUCACCUGCCGCCCGAACUCGCACCCGUUUCAGGAGCGUCAUGUCUACCUGGACGAGCCCAUCAAAAUCGGCCGCUCGGUGGCCCGCUGCCGGCCGGCGCAGAAUAAUGCCACCUUUGACUGCAAAGUGCUAUCAAGGAACCAUGCUCUCGUCUGGUUCGAUCACAAGACCGGCAAGUUUUAUCUCCAAGACACUAAAAGUAGUAAUGGUACCUUUAUAAAUAGCCAGAGAUUGAGUCGAGGCUCCGAAGAAAGUCCACCAUGUGAAAUUCUUUCUGGAGACAUUAUUCAGUUUGGGGUAGAUGUGACGGAGAACACACGGAAAGUUACCCACGGGUGUAUUGUUUCCACAAUAAAACUUUUUCUACCAGAUGGUAUGGAAGCCCGGCUCCGCUCAGAUGUCAUCCAUGCCCCAUUACCAAGUCCUGUUGACAAAGUUGCUGCUAACACUCCAAGUAUGUACUCUCAGGAACUAUUCCAGCUUUCUCAGUAUCUUCAGGAGGCCUUACAUCGGGAACAGAUGUUGGAACAGAAGUUAGCUACGCUUCAGCGACUACUGGCCAUCACCCAAGAGGCUUCCGAUACCAGUUGGCAGGCUUUAAUAGAUGAAGAUAGGCUCUUAUCACGGUUAGAAGUUAUGGGAAACCAAUUGCAGGCAUGCUCCAAAAAUCAAACAGAAGAUAGUUUACGGAAGGAACUCAUAGCAUUGCAGGAAGAUAAACACAACUAUGAGACAACAGCCAAAGAGUCCUUGAGGCGAGUUCUUCAGGAGAAAAUUGAAGUUGUUAGAAAACUUUCAGAAGUUGAGCGAAGCCUGAGUAAUACUGAAGAUGAAUGUACACACCUGAAAGAAAUGAAUGAACGGACUCAGGAAGAGUUAAGAGAAUUAGCCAAUAAAUAUAAUGGAGCAGUUAAUGAAAUUAAAGAUCUAUCUGAUAAAUUAAAGGUAGCAGAAGGAAAACAAGAGGAAAUCCAACAGAAGGGACAGGCUGAGAAAAAAGAACUGCAGCAUAAGAUAGAUGAAAUGGAAGAAAAGGAACAGGAGCUGCAGGCAAAAAUAGAAGCUUUGCAAGCUGAUAAUGAUUUCACCAAUGAAAGGCUGACAGCUUUACAAGUACGGUUAGGACAUCUUCAGGAGAAAACUCUUAAAGAAUGCAGCAGCUUAGGGAUACAAGUUGAUGACUUCUUACCUAAAAUAAAUGGGAGCAGAGAAAAAGAGAAGCUGAUCGUCGAGGGGCAUCUAACCAAAGUGGUAGAAGAAACAAAGCUUGCAAAAGAAAACCAGUCAAGAGCAAAGGAAUCUGAUUUAUCCGAUACUCUGAGUCCGAGCAAGGAAAAAAGCAGUGACGACACUACGGACGCCCAGAUGGAUGAACAAGACCUAAAUGAACCUCUUGCUAAAGUGUCCCUAUUAAAAGAUGACUUGCAGGGUGCACAGUCAGAAAUUGAGGCAAAACAAGAAAUACAGCAUCUUCGCAAGGAAUUGAUCGAAGCCCAGGAGCUAGCUAGAGCAAGUAAACAAAAAUGCUUUGAACUUCAAGCUCUUUUGGAAGAAGAAAGAAAAGCCUAUCGAAGUCAAGUUGAGGAAUCCAGCAAACAGAUACAGGUUCUUCAAGCCCAGCUGCAGAGGUUACACAUGGAUAUUGAGAAUCUCCGGGAGGAGAAGGACAGUGAAAUCUCAAGUACUAGAGAUGAAUUGCUUAGUGCCCGGGAUGAAGUUUUGCUCCUUCAUCAAGCAGCAGAAAAGGCUGCUUCUGAGCGGGACACUGACAUUGCUUCUUUGCAAGAAGAGCUUAAGAAGGUGAGAGCCGAGCUUGAGCGGUGGCGGAAAGCAGCCUCGGAAUAUGAGAAAGAAGUCACGAGUCUGCAGAGCAGUUUCCAACUUCGCUGUCAGCAGUGUGAGGACCAGCAGAGAGAGGAAGCCACAAGGUUGCAAGGUGAACUGGAGAAGUUGCGAAAGGAAUGGAAUGUAUUGGAAACCGAAUGCCAUUCUCUAAAAAAGGAAAAUGUCUUGUUAUCCUCAGAACUGCAACGACAGGAAAAAGAAUUGCACAAUUCUCAGAAGCAGAGUCUAGAGCUUACCAGUGAUCUCAGCAUCCUCCAGAUGACUAGGAAAGAGCUUGAGAACCAAGUGGGGUCCCUGAAGGAACAGCAUCUUCGGGAUUCAGCUGACCUAAAAACUCUCCUCAGUAAGGCUGAAAACCAAGCAAAGGAUGUACAGAAAGAGUAUGAAAAGACACAGACUGUACUCUCAGAACUGAAGUUGAAGUUUGAAAUGACUGAGCAGGAAAAGCAAUCAAUCACAGAUGAGCUCAAACAAUGUAAAGACAACCUGAAGCUGCUCCAAGAGAAAGGAAAUAAUAAUCCUUCCAUAUUACAACCCGUCCCAGCCGUAUUCAUCGGCCUAUUCCUGGCUUUCCUGUUUUGGUGUUUCGGUCCAUUGUGGUAGAGAAAGAAACCCUGGCCCUGGAUGCCCAUGUUGGCUGCCCUGGUUGCGGUGACAGCCAUCGUGCUGUACGUGCCAGGUCUGGCCAGAGCUUCUCCAUGAGAGCGUUCCUUGAGUCCGUACACCGUCUCCCUCUAGAAGCUGGCAUCACACUCAUGCUGGGGACAAACAGAACCAUUUUCUUCUUUUUUACCUCUUAAAACAACAGAAGUGCAAGAAUACAACUGUAGGGUCAUUGCUUUAAAUUAUAUAAAAUGUAUCUGUCUAUAAAGAAGAUAUAAAAUUGUGACUUAUUCUACUGUAAGCAAUAAUUUGCUUGCAAUUUUUCAUGUAAUUUUUAAAUUAGUAUGUUGAAAUUCUGAAUAUUAUGGUGGCCUAAAGUAGGCUUCUUGGUACACCAAAUUAUUUAUAACAUUUAAGUUUAUGGGUAUUUUACUCUGAAUUCUGAUGGCCAGAUAAUUCAUUUUUCUGAUUCGGUAACUACCCGAACCAAACAACCAGUACGUACAUGGGAAGAGAGGCCCUGUGUGCUCAGUGCCUAUCAGUUUGAAAUAUAUACACAUAUAUAUAUUUUUUACAUAUUUACGCCAUUUUUACUUAUUGUAAAACCACUGAGCUAUUGGGAACAAGACAUAGAGACAACUAUUUGUGUGGAUUUUUUUUUUUUAAGGAAAAAUACAUUUGAACAAUAUUCUGUUAGAGUAAUAAUUUGGGAAUAUGUGCACGCUUGUUUAGCCUUAAUGUGACUUGAAGAUGUGGAGGACAUCAGCUUUGAAAACUUUCCAUGAGAGUUGUGUAUUUUCUUGAGCAAACUAAAGUAUUUCUGGGAGCAAAAAACAGUAAUUACACAGUCUCAGUGCAGUCAACCAAACCAUUGAGUCAAUUGGAAUGUAAAUUAUUAAACCUCAUGUAUUUAAAGAGAUAUUUUCUUUAAAAGCCAACUUACUUUCUCAUAUACAGCAUUUUUAGAAAGCAUGAUUUUUUUUUCUAUCAUCUGUUCCUCCAAGCAUGUUUAAUUGAAGAAAGAAUAUCUCUUUAGAUAAGAUUUUACUGACUUAAUUUGGUUAUGAUAUUUUGGAGCUAAUUCAUGUGCAAGGUGGCUGUUGUGAUCUAUCAACAGAUAUCCUGGUUGAUUAUGCCAAUGGUUAUUUUCUUUUUAUUGCUGUUAAUUGGGACUUUCUGUCCAUAAGAAGCACUAUUCCCAACAUUAAUAGUGUUCCAUGCACAAAGAGGCACCUCAGCACUGCUUAAUAUUAUACAAUUCAAAACACAGACAUGACAGUUUCGCUAUGGUUUUGUGCAGCACCAUAGUUACGUCAGUAAAGUUUAUUUAGGUCAUAGUUAUAUCCUAAAGGAUCACAUAGUUAAAAUUUUCAGUCAGUGAAGAGUGAGAGGGAAUGUGAGUGAACUGGCUUGAAUGUUCUUUGGCAAUCCACAGGCCUAGCCAAAGAUUGACAUAGGAGUUUAGGGUAUAAUUUGCCUUGUAAUGUUUGGCAGUCAUUGUUUGUACUUUAAAAGCUAUAUUUUAAGCUAUUUGAGAUUGCUGUUGGGAGGAUCACUAGGUUUGUGGAGGAAUUAGUCACAAACAACUUGUAGAAAAUACUGUCAUGUAGCUCAUUUCAUCAUUUUCUGUUGCAGGAAGCCACUCCACCACAGAAUGCUAAUAUGCCAGUGGUACCCAGUACCUCUUGUAUAUAGGUUAUUGCAAAUAUUGUUCUGAAAUGCUUAACUUCAGAAUUACAUUUUUUAAAGUAAAUAAUUGUUUUAAAUCUAUUUUGUAAAGAUAUAAAGUACAAUAGAAUUUCUGGAGUACAGAUUAAACUAUUUGCACUAACACACGUGAUGUGCAUGAUUUAAUAAAAUAACUUUACUCUCCUUA